AUGCAGGAUGCUGGUCUCACCAACGAUAAUUAUUUCUUGGUGGGAUCCGAAGAAGGCACAUUGUACUCUGGCUGUCGACAUGGCAGCAAAACUGGUAUACUCGAGUCCUACGAAGGCCACCACGGACCAGUUACGGGUCUGGAUCCACAUCCAGGUUCAAGUCUGUUUUCCAGUGCACCGGAUUUAUCCCACCUCUUCCUCACCUCCUCCUUUGACUGGACUGUCAAACUAUGGAGUGCGAGGGACAAGAAACCGGUCUACAGCUUUGAAUGCGGCUCUGACUACGUGUAUGACGUGUCAUGGAGCCCGGUGCACCCGGCUGUGUUCGCCACUGUGGACGGAACCGGUCGGUUGGAUAUGUGGAACCUGAACUUUGACACAGAGGUUCCAGCAGCUAGUGUUUAUGUGGAUGGUGGAUCAGCUGCGUUGAAUUGCGUGAGCUUGACGCAGAGUGGUCAGCAUGUCAUUGUGGGUGACAUGGCUGGCAAGCUCUGGGUCUAUGAUCUUGGAGACAGGCGAACUUCCGAACCAAUCCUCACGUGCAUUCACAAAGCAGUUGAGCCCAAGGCCACUUGCAGGAAGUUGUAA
Notodromas monacha is the source of this 588-nucleotide messenger RNA. Lineage: Eukaryota; Metazoa; Arthropoda; Ostracoda; Podocopida; Cyprididae. The record is from the annotation of a GenBank genome assembly.